CAGCGCCUCAAAAGGACAAGAUGACGUUUGGAUCAGUAGCUACACUUCUUACUGUUCCUCUCUUGUGUGCGACUUUUUUCGCCUCAGUCACCUCGGUAUGCGACACGGACUACAUGUACAAAGAGAAAGAGGUGUGGAACUGGUUCAAGUUCCAAAAGCUGGAUUCCAGUGGUAGGGCAAAGUGUGCAGUUGAUGGAGCUUUCAUCAACGGCUUUCGGAGACAGACCGUCUAUAAAGACAACACCACUAAGGACGGCAUCACUGGACUAAGGGCUAUGUGCUGCAGACAGGCGGAUUUUAUGAAAGAUGUGGGCUGUGUACAUAAAGACUGGUCAAGUCAACGAUAUAAGUAAGUUUUUCUUUGGGACAGGGUUUCUGAAUUCAAAAUAUUCGUUGGCUGCAGGCGCCAAGAAAUAC
This is a messenger RNA of Aplysia californica (California sea hare), 417 nucleotides long. RefSeq lists its product as uncharacterized. The transcript has 2 exons. Lineage: Eukaryota; Metazoa; Mollusca; Gastropoda; Aplysiida; Aplysiidae. The record is from RefSeq and is a predicted model, not a curated record. The coding region runs from base 21 to 353 and encodes 110 amino acids.